Molecule: messenger RNA, 4157 nt
Organism: Coffea arabica (coffee)
Lineage: Eukaryota; Viridiplantae; Streptophyta; Magnoliopsida; Gentianales; Rubiaceae
Product: putative late blight resistance protein homolog R1A-3
Biological process (GO): defense response to other organism
Molecular function (GO): ADP binding
Source: RefSeq, a predicted model, not a curated record
UGCUGAUUUGCAGCAUCCAUUGAAUUUGCACCCAAAAAAGAAUCCAUUAAAUUGUUUUCUUUUUGUUUUCUCGAUGAAUUCAUAUGUCUAGUAAUCACUCUAUACUGGCAAUCUGUGUAUUUAGAAAGAGUUGCUGAAGAACUACUGUCCAGAAUCUCGACGUCGGUUGGGACGUCGAUACUUGGAAGGGUAUGGAGAUUUGCGACACCUGCAAUUUCGGCUGACAAUUCUUAGAACAUUUCUUCUGUGUGCGAGAAACUUGGGCAACGAUGAUGAUGAUGCAAGCCUAAAAGCACUCAUAACUAGGAUUAAAGAUGCCAUUUCGGAAUGGAGACAGGAGAUUCACACCUGCUAUCUUACUGCUGUGGAAGGUGGAUUUCCUAAGAACGAGUUGAGAGCUGUGAGUAAUAACGUACAGGAAGACAUCACAUCUUUUGAGCUAGAAAUUGAGGAAUGGUACUUGGUUUUCUCAGAUCGCUCAUUAAGGCAGUCUAAUAAUCCCCCUAUGCAAAAAGAUGACCUUGUGGAAUUCAUCAACUCUCUUCUGGAGAAUCUACCGAACUUUCCUACCAUCAGAGUGUUUGCAGCUAAUCAAGUUGAAGGAGAGCGAAUCAAAGCCCUUAAAGAAAAGCUAACGUUCAUGAAAAACUUAAUCUGUUUUGUCACAUUGCGGGGCGUUGAAGGUGGUCAACUGGGGCCUUUGUUGACUCAUACUGGAGUUCUGGCUAUCAAUGCAGCGGAUUUCUCUUUCAGGUACCGGAUUAGUUAUAAUAACAAUAUCCAAAUGCUAAAAGAGCCAAAGCACAUGGUUGUUGUUCCUGUAGAGUCUUGUGUACAGGCCCUGAUUGCCUCAAAUCUAUCAAAAGAAUCAUAUAGCGAAUCAGAUGAGCAUAUAUUCAUAUAUCUUGUCGAUGUUCUGCUAUGUACUCUUUGGGAGAUAGUAAAGUCUGGCACUUGUUUUUUGAUUUCCGUAAAGGAUCAACUGCAAAUGCUUUAUGAAGGACUAAGUUUCUUGAGAACCAAUCUCAAGGAGAAGCCAAAGAAGUUCGAUGAGAAAUUGAGACAUCUUAUUGGACUCGUGGUCUGUGAUGCAGGACUUGUUAUUUGCUUUCUUUCUCAAAAAGCAAAGAGAGAUGGAUUGAUCAAGGAAAUGGAUAUUGAGUAUGUCGAUUUUCUGGAAAGGAUUAAGCUUAUCAAGGCAACAGUUGCGGAGAAGCGUCUAGAAACAUCAUCAUUCUUUCCUAGGACCAAUCAGUUGGGUUUCAUUGAUUUUCUUCUAGAAAAUAUGGUCGAUCUGACAAGUCCUGAGGGUGGUUCAAAUGCUCUUGUAAAUCAUCCAGUUAGACCAAUCCAUGAAGAACUUGUUUCCUUGCGCACUUUUUUGGGGAAAAUUGUGGAGUUGCGAAAUGAAGAUAAGGUGCUCCAAGAUCUUUGGAAUAGUGUCGUUGAGGUUGCAUACAGGGUAGAGUUUCUUAUUGACUCGUUAAUGGUUGGCGAUAUUCUAGAUUCUUCUUCAAUGUCGUUUCAUUCCAUUUUGGAAGAAAUUAAGAUCAUUAAAUUUAAGGCCUUGAACAUUUGUAAUAGCAAUAGGCUCGAUGGAGAAGUUAAGGAAGCUACCAAGAGAAUGGAUCACAAGCCAUCACAGAAAAAUAAGCCAAAAAUCAAUGAAGUGGUGGUGGGAUUUGAGGAUGAGGCAAAUUUGAUUAUCAAUCGACUCACAAGAGGAUCACGACAGGUGCAAAUUAUUCCCAUUGUGGGUAUGCCAGGGCUUGGUAAGACAACUAUAGCUCACAAAAUUUACCACGAUCCCAUGGUUAUGUCCCAUUUCCAUCUGCGUGCUUGGUGUUCUAUAUCUCAAGUAUAUCACAAGAAAAAUCUGUUUCUUGAAAUUUUGACCUGUAUUCUUCCAAACAUAUUUUUUAACAAGACUGAAGAAGAAUUGGCUGAAGAAAUCUACAAAUGUUUGAAAAGGAACAGAUAUCUCAUUGUUUUGGAUGAUAUAUGGGACAUUGAAGCAUGGAAUGAAUUGCAAGCCUCAUUUCCUAAUGAUGCAAAUGGAAGCAGAGUUAUCAUGACAAGUCGACUUCAUGAUGUUGCUCCGCAAGAUAAACUGGAUAAAGAACCUCAUUGUCUUCGUCAACUCACUCAUGAUGAAAGUUGGGAUUUGCUGAAAGAAAAGUUAUUUCCUGGAAAAGAUUUGCCUCCAAAAUUAUGUGAACUUCGAACGCAAAUCGUGGAAAUGUGUCAAGGGCUACCUCUUACUAUCGUCAUUCUUGCUGGAAUUCUAGCUCAUACAGACCAAUAUGGCUGGAAAGAAGUUGUGCAACGUUUAAGCUCAAGCGCUAUUUCUAGUUCAGAACAAUGCAAAGCUGCACUAGAGCUGAGUUACACAAAUUUACCAGAAAAUUUGAGGCCAUGUUUUCUCUAUUUUGGAGCAUAUCCCCAGGAUCAUGAGCACAUUACCGAUCGGUUAACUUGGUUAUGGGUUGCCGAAGGAUUUGUGCAAAAAACUCAGUUCAAGAGCUCGGAGGAUGUGGCAUAUGAUUACCUGAUGGAUCUCAUUGGCAGAAGUUUAGUCAUGGUUCCCAAACAAAGAUCUAUUGGUGGGGUUAAAACUUGUCGCAUUCACGAUUUGUUACAUGAUUUCUGUGUGAGAAAAGCCCAAGAAGAAAAUUUUUUGCAGCUGGUACGUGGGUAUGAUGAAUUGUCUACUUGCUAUGUGCCUCCCAACCUACACCGCUUAUGCAUCAACUGUGAGCCUGAGCACUUUUGGAAAUUAAGGUUAUAUUCUCCCACUAUACGUUCUCUAUUAGUGUUUGCUUGUGCUGAAGUGCACCCAAGAACUUGGUCGUUUGAUCUUUCAUUCAUUUCUUGCAUCUUCAAACUUGUUAAAGUGUUAGAUUUGAGCCAAAUUAAUUUGGGUUAUGCUUUUCCUAGAGAAAUAGAAAUGCUUGUUCUGUUGAGAUACUUGGCAGUUCUUGGUAACAUGCGGAACAUCCCAUCAUCAAUAGCCAGUCUCUCGAAUUUAGAAACUUUUAUGGUGGAAACUCUUGAAUCACCAGUCUUGCUACCAGAUACUAUAUGGAGUCUAAGGAAACUAAGGCAUUUGCAAAUUAUGAACAAGUUUUUCAGAAGCGGUUUUCGUUUGCCAACAGGCAAUCUUGACAACUCUUCACAGUUGUGUAAUUUAGAUUCCUUCUCUAUUGCAAUUCUUUCUUCUUGGGGGAACAUGGACAAGAUAUUGGGAAAGUUCCCAAAUAUCCGCAAGCUAAAACUCAAGAUCUCAGAAUACAAAGCUUCUCCUUGGGAUAAAAGCAACAAGGUUCUUGUGCUUCACUUUCUACAUCGACUAGAAUCGCUCAAUUUGAAUUUGGAUCCACUUCGUGAUGUGCAAUAUCAGAUUGAGUUUUGUUUCUCUUCAACUAUUAAAAAGUUGACUCUGUCCGGCUUCCGCUUACCAUGGUGCAAAAUAUCAGCAAUUGCAAAUCUACCCAAUCUUGAGGUUCUCAAAUUACUCCAUCAAGCCUUUGAGGGACAAGAAUGGAACAUGGAAGUAGAGGAAUUCCCUAAAGUUAGAUUUUUGAAAUUAGCUUCCUUGGACAUUGCCAAGUGGACAGCCUCCGAGUGUGAGAACUGCUUUCCUCAUCUGGGGAAACUAGUGUUGGAAAGAUGUUACUUUUUGAAGGAAGUCCCCUCUUCAUUGGGGAAUAUUUCAACCCUUGAAACAAUUGAGGUGUCUGGUUGUCCAAACUCUGCAAGUUCAGUAAUGCAACUACAGGAAGAAGGUCUCAAGUACUUAUUUCAUCCUCAGAAUUGAGUUAUUGAUCUUCUUUGGGUCUGUUUGCUGUGGGCAGCCAUUUUGCUCAUUCUACACCUUUUCAAAUCCUUCACUUCUGUACUAUACUGGUUAUGUUGUAUUAGUUUAGUGCCAAAAUCAAGUUUUUUUAUGCCUACAUAUUACUUUUUUUUCUGCCACAGAAUGCGAUGGUGGAAUUACUUCCCUGUUUGAAGUAGCCGCUGUUUUAUUCUCAAAUAGGAGUCCUGAUUGAAAGAGCAUUUCGUACUUUUUUAAGUUAAUCUUGCUUAGUUGUAUAAUAACUACAACUUUAUUCAAUCUCUCAGUACGAUUUAAAAAUUGUUUUCUGAAAAGAAUAAAA